This is a messenger RNA of Danaus chrysippus (African queen), 1167 nucleotides long. NCBI's taxonomy places the organism in Eukaryota, Metazoa, Arthropoda, Insecta, Lepidoptera, Nymphalidae. The record is from the annotation of a GenBank genome assembly.
AUGAGUGUUAUAGUAACAGCAACCGCGUCUGUUAACAUAGCAGUAAUAAAAUAUUGGGGUAAACGGGAUGAAGAAUUAAUAUUACCGUUAAAUGAUUCCAUAAGUGCUACAUUGGACACAAACGUUAUGUGUGCUAGAACUUCUGUUUGUGCGAGGCCAGAUAUACAAAAAAAUGAAAUAUAUUUAAAUGGAAUCAAGAAUUCAUUUGACAAUAAACGUCUGCAGACCUGUUUAAAAAAAAUUAAAGCUAUUGCCACUUUACAGAAAACUGUCGACGAAGAAUUUUUGUCCUGGAAUGUUCGUAUUUGUUCAGAGAACAAUUUUCCAACCGCAGCUGGAUUGGCAUCUUCGGCAGCAGGAUAUGCUUGCUUAGUAACUGCUUUAGCGAAAUUAUACAAAAUUCAAACGGAUAUAAGUCAAAUAGCCAGAUUGGGGUCUGGCAGUGCAUGUCGAAGUGUUUUUGGUGGUUUCGUUCGGUGGCAUGCUGGUGUGAAGUGUGAUGGAAGUGACUCCACAGCCGCACAGAUAGUUCAAUCAACUCACUGGCCCGAAAUGAGAGUUCUGGUCCUUGUUGUUGCAGACAAAGAAAAACAUACAAGCUCCAGCAUCGGUAUGAAGAAAUCUUCUGAGACCUCUGAAUUACUCAAGUACAGAGUAGAACAUUGUGUGCCCAGACGUGUAGACGAAAUGAUUAAUGCAAUCAAGAAAAAAGAUUUCCCACGUUUCGCAGAACUGACCAUGAAAGAUAGUAAUCAGUUUCAUGCUAUAUGCCUUGACUCAUAUCCACCUUUUCACUAUCUGACUGAUGUGUCAUAUAAAAUUAUAGAUGUUGUACACAAAUAUAAUGAAAUGUAUAGAGAAACCAAAGUUGCCUACACAUUUGAUGCUGGACCGAAUGCUUGUUUGUUUUUGUUAGAAGAAAAUGUCCCCGAGGUUUUGGGUGUUAUUAAAUAUGUUUUUCCUUCUUCUAAUACUGAUUAUGUUAGAGGUUUAGAUGUUCCUGAAGAGGAAGAACAUACAUUUGUACAGUUUCCAGUACAGCCAAUGGAAGAAAAUAAGUUACAGUAUUUAAUACACACAAAAGUUGGAGAUGGACCACAAAUACACUAUGAUGGUCCACAUUUAUUAAAUGAAUUGGGACAGCCUUUAAAUGUUUUAAAAAUAUAA